ACAUCGCAUCCUGACCCAUAUUUCUGCCCCAAUACUUGCCCCGUUCUCCCGCUCCAUCCUCUACCUAUAUAUCUCGUGAUUGGAAACUAUCGACACAAAAAAAAAGAGUAGCAGAAGAAAUAAACAUGAAUCAAGCAUGGCUUCAAUGCUUACUGAUCAGUGCUCUCUUAUGCUUUUGCCGUUGUUUUCCAAUCGAAUACAACACUGAAGGAGGGCCUGUGGAAGGCAAACUCAAUGUUCACUUAGUUCCUCACACUCAUGAUGAUGUUGGGUGGCUCAAAACAGUUGAUCAGUACUAUACAGGCUCCAACAGCUCUAUACAGGUGGCAGCAGUGCAAUACAUCUUGGAUUCAUUUAUUGAUGCCCUGCAGAUUGAUCCAAACCGCAAGUUUAUUUAUGUUGAAGUGGCUUUCUUCAAAAGGUGGUGGAGGGAACAGAGUAAAGAGAAAAGGGAAAUUGUUCGAAAGCUUGUUGAUUCCGGCCAGCUUGAAUUUAUAAAUGGUGGUUGGUGCAUGCAUGAUGAAGCAUCUACCUAUUAUGUUGACAUGAUAGAUCAAACAACACUUGGGCAUCGAUUUAUCAAGAAAGAGUUUGGAAUGGUUCCUCGCAUAGGGUGGCAGAUUGAUCCCUUUGGGCAUUCUGCUGUUCAAGCUUAUCUUCUCAGUGCUGAGGUUGGUUUUGAUGCAUUGUUCUUUGCAAGAGCUGACUAUCAAGACAUUGCCAAACGAAGAGAAGACCGCACUAUGGAGAUGAUAUGGCGUGCUUCUAAGUCACUUGGAUCUACUGCACAGGUUUUCACUGGAAUUCUUUCACAUCACUAUGAUCCUCCUCCUGAGUUUCGCUACGAUAUUAAGACAACAGAAACAACUAUUCAGGAUGAUCCUUUUCUAUAUGAUUAUAAUGUUGAGGAACGGGUUGAUCUUUUUGUCCAGCUUGCUGAGGAGCAGGCCAAACAAUUUCGUACAAAUCAUAUAAUGUGGACAAUGGGAGAGGACUUUGCUUAUGAGAAUGCAAAUACAUGGUUCAAGCAAAUGGAUAAACUCAUACAUUAUGUAAAUAAGGAUGGCCGUGUGAAUGUCUUCUACUCCACUCCAACAAUCUACACUUUACAAAAACAUGCAGCCAAUGAAAGCUGGCCACUGAAGACAGACGACUUUUUUCCAUACGCAGAUUGUGAGCAUUGUUACUGGACUGGAUAUUUCACCAGCCGGCCUGCUCUAAAAGGUUAUGUGAGAAAACUCUCUGGCCUUCUCCAGGCAGCAAGGCAGCUGGAGUUUAUUGUAGGCAGAAAUAAGGGAAUUACUAACACCGAUUCUUUGGAAGAAGCAAUGGCUGUUUUGCAGCACCAUGAUGGAGUAAGUGGUACUGAGAAACAACAUGUUGCCAAUGACUACGCGUUGCGCCUUUCACGUGCUUCUAUAGAGGCUGAGGAUGUAAUGAAGUCAGCAUUAGUAUGCCUUAUGAGUGGUAAGUUGAAUUGUGCAGACAAUAGUUCCUCUAUGCUAAGGACUCGUUUGAAGCCACAUGAGGGACAUUCACUGCAAGAGAUAGGCUCUUCUAGCACUUCCAAGUAUGAAGCAGGAAGACUAGUGCUUGAACAGUGCCCUCUCUUAAAUAUCAGCUACUGCCCCAAGACUGAAUCUAAAAUGGAAGCUGGGACAAAUCUGGCAAUUGUUAUAUAUAACCCUUUGGGAUGGACACGCAAUGAAGUCAUUAAACUUCCGGUAUCGAGUUCUGCUUUCGAAAUUCUGGAUUCUAAUGGGAGCAAAAUACAAGCACAAUUUGUCCCAAUCGAUCCCACAUUGAGAAAAGUUCAUGAUUAUUAUGCAACAGCAUUUCAAGAAGCCUCAGUUCAAGAUGGAGCAUUGUUCAACCUGUAUUUUGAAGUUGCAGUUCCAUCUCUUGGUUAUGUUGUAUAUUUCAUGAAAGCUACAAAAACUGAAGCAUCCUGGACUAUUGCAAUGAAGCCGCAAGAUUUCAAUGGGGACAUAAUUCUAGACUCAACCAGGAUACAGAUGGUGUUCUCGAAUUCAACAGGGUUAUUGAAGCAGAUUAGAAACUAUGAAGAUGAAGUAUCCAUUCCUAUGCAGCAGUCAUUUUGCUGGUAUAAUGGAAGUGAUGGCAAUACCGGUGAGAAAAGAAUCCAGGCUUCUGGUGCUUAUGUUUUUCGUCCUAACAGUUCAAGCUGCUUUCAUCUUGGGAAUACAAGUGAACAGGCUAUCCAGUCGGUUAUGCAAGGCGAUAUUGUGACCGAAAUAUAUCAACAGUUUUCCCCUUGGGUUUCACAGGUAGUUCGCUUGUACAAAAAUGCAGACGAUGUCGAAAUUGAUUUCCUGGUUGGGCCAAUUCCAAUUGAUGACAAUCUAGGGAAGGAGAUAGUGGCACGGUUCAUGACAAACAUUUCAUCAAGCAAAGAAUUUUACACAGAUUCCAAUGGCCGAGAUUUUCUAAAAAGAAUAAGAAAUUACAGGAAGGAAUGGGAUUUGGAUAUCCAUGAAGAGAUUGCUGGAAAUUAUUACCCGGUGAAUCUAGGUAUGUACUUGAAAGAUAAUGAGACUGAUUUUUCUUUACUUGUUGAUCGUUCUCUUGGGGGUUCAAGCAUUUUUGAUGGAGAAUUAGAGCUAAUGCUACACAGGCGGCUGCUCCAUGAUGAUGGCAGGGGUGUUGGUGAGGCCCUUAAUGAAUCCAUAUGCCUUAAUGGAACAAAUUCCUGCGAGGGCUUAACUGUUCAAGGUAAAAUAUAUCUGAAUGUUGGACCUGUAAGGAAAGCUUCAGAGUGGAGGAGGACAAAGGGACUAAAAGUAGCACUUCCGCUUCAAAUUUCAUUUGCAACAUUAGAAGAAAAAGAAACGAAUCUGAUAAAUAUCCCUCAGUAUUCGGCAUUGCCUCCAGGUUAUGAGUUACCACCAAAUAUUGCAAUAAUUACACUUCAGGAACUGGAGGAUAAGCUUACCUUAUUGCGUUUAGCGCAUCUCUAUGAGAUUGGAGAAGAUGACAAAUUUUCGACCCCCGCAAGAGUCGAUCUUCAAAAUCUAUUUCCAGGACGCAAGAUUGAAGAAGUUGUCGAGCUCAACCUUUCAGGGGUUCAGAAAAAGUCAGAAAUGACGUCAUUGGACUGGCGAAUUGAAGGUGAAGAGAAUGAUAUGCACGAGGCACCUAAGAGAAACAAAAUAAUGAAUGAUGAAUAUCUUGUGGAAUUAGCGCCUAUGGAAAUCAGAACCUUUCAACUUGAGUUUGACGACUGAGGAAGUGCUAUAUGAGAUUUAACAGUUAAAAGAACCCAUGUCCAUUAAUUUUAUAUUGACUGGCGUCAUUCAAAUUAUCUGGUUAUCAGAAAAUAAUUUCCUUGGUAUUUACAUUAAAAGCAUCAUGCCAUGAAAGCAUUUUGCUUUGAUAAAGUUCGGACAGAAUUUCAAGAUGAACUAUUUUUAAGGGAAGAUUUACAAUAUGGAAUUUGGAAAAGGAUACAAAGGUAGAAUAAUUAAAGUCCUUAUAAAAGUCUAAAGCAGUAUCUCAUUCAAAUGUUCCGAUCUUAACAACAUUGGCAUGAACGUUAUCAUUUUUCAUUUCAACGUCAUUAUAGCAUUUAAAAUGCCCUAUAUAUUGAGUUAUAUAAUAAUUCUGAUUUGGCAUCUAAUAUCCAGAUCCUGUUUUAUUUGUUUCA
Cryptomeria japonica (Japanese cedar) is the source of this 3664-nucleotide messenger RNA. Its product is annotated as alpha-mannosidase. NCBI's taxonomy places the organism in Eukaryota, Viridiplantae, Streptophyta, Pinopsida, Cupressales, Cupressaceae. The record is from RefSeq and is a predicted model, not a curated record. Gene Ontology annotation, molecular function: alpha-mannosidase activity; carbohydrate binding. The transcript has 29 exons. Gene Ontology annotation, biological process: mannose metabolic process. The coding region runs from base 126 to 3245 and encodes 1039 amino acids.